This is a messenger RNA of Contarinia nasturtii (swede midge), 1456 nucleotides long. RefSeq names its product pyrimidine-specific ribonucleoside hydrolase RihB-like. Gene Ontology annotation, molecular function: purine nucleosidase activity. Gene Ontology annotation, cellular component: cytosol. NCBI's taxonomy places the organism in Eukaryota, Metazoa, Arthropoda, Insecta, Diptera, Cecidomyiidae. Bases 189 to 1181 code for a protein of 330 amino acids. The transcript has a single exon. The record is from RefSeq and is a predicted model, not a curated record. Gene Ontology annotation, biological process: purine nucleoside catabolic process.
UGUAAAUGUGUGUGCAAAUUGAAAAUAUAGGCAUUGUGUGUCUGUAAGUCUACUGUGUGUGCGCACUACCAGAGUGAAAAUACCAGCUCUGUUAUCAUGAGAGAUUGAAGUUAGUUCACAUCGAAUGUUCAAAGUGUACACAUUAAAAGGCCAUUAAAUUAGUAUAGAAAAAAUAACAUAAUAAAAAAAUGAAGCGAAUAAUUAUUGAUUGUGAUCCGGGAAAUGGUGUAGCUGGCGCAAAUGUUGAUGAUGGUUUAGCAUUGGCGCUCGCAAUAGCAUCUCUUAAUAUCACAUUGGAAUUAAUCACAAUUGUUGCGGGUAAUACACCGGCAACAGUCGGUUAUCGUGUGGCGCACAAUCUUGUAAAACGUUUGGGAUUGAGCAUUCCGGUGCGAAUGGGCGCAACAAAAGGACUAAAAGAACCUUUGGAACAGUGGCGCGAAGUACUCGAUCACAAUGUGGAUCAUUUGAAUUUGACACACUUGUGGCAUGGCGUACCCCAACCGCCAAAUGUAACUCCGCCAGAAACGGAAGAAAAUGCAAUUGAUGCAAUUGGACGUCUAAUUUUGAACAAUCCGGGCGAAAUAACUCUGAUCGGCAUUGGUCCGCUAACCAACAUUGCGAUGGCAAUCCAACGUUAUCCAAAGCUAGUCGAAUCAGUGGCUGAAAUUGCAAUUAUGGGCGGUGUAUUCAACGUUGACAAUUAUCUGAAAGAUACAAACUUUGGCAUUGAUCCAGAAGCCGCCAAAAUUGUAUUGAAUAGUGGCGCAAAUAUUACAAUCGUACCGAUGGACGUGACCACACAAACAAUGUUAACACAUGAAUCUCUUGAGCGCAUUACAAAAAUCGAUAAACCACUGACACGCUAUAUCUAUGAAACAACUCGCCCUUGGAUCGAUUAUUCGAUGAAAACAAGAAAUUUACCAGGUUCUUGGAUCCACGAUGCGCUCGUUGUAGCUUCCUUAAUUGACCCACGUGUUGCCACAACAAAAGAAUAUCGAAUGGAUAUAGAACUUCGGGAUGGACCAACGCGUGGUAAAUGUUGGCGCUAUUGUAAUCCACUUCGUGUUAGUGUUGGCAUUGAUGGUUCAGCAGGUGCAUUGGUUAAUAUGUUGCAAAGCGUCGAUAAUCAACAUCUUUUAAACAUGAUUCAACAAGCUUUUGAUGCAUCCACGAUCUAAUGAUCAUUUUUUUGUGGCCGUAUGCUAAAAUGUAACUUUGAAAAAAAGGCGAUGAAGCUUCACAAGUAGUUUUGAUUUAAUUAGUUCCAUCAUUAUUAUAAUCCAAAGAAUGUUACAAAAAUAGAUUUAAAAAAAAAAAACGAAAUUACCGAAAAUAUAUUGAUAAAAACUCAGUACUGAAUCCGGUAAAAAUUCUACAAUCUGUAUUUAAUACAAUUUUUUUAAUGCUUAAUAAUAAAAUUUUUAAUUCAUUCAAACAAAAUAAAGAAGUGAUC